Molecule: messenger RNA, 2031 nt
Organism: Parathielavia appendiculata
Lineage: Eukaryota; Fungi; Ascomycota; Sordariomycetes; Sordariales; Chaetomiaceae
Exons: 4
Coding region: 1-2031 (676 amino acids)
Biological process (GO): mitotic sister chromatid cohesion
Cellular component (GO): mitotic cohesin complex
Molecular function (GO): chromatin binding; protein binding
Source: RefSeq, a predicted model, not a curated record
AUGUUCUACAGCCAUGAGAUUCUCACCAGCCAGGAUUACGGUGUGGCAACCGUCUGCUUGCUCUAUGGGCUCUCCCGGGUCUAUUCGCAGCAGUGCCAUUAUGUGCUCACCGACGCUGAACGAGUUCAGGCCCACAUGCGAGCAUUUUACAGCGCGUUGGGUGGGAGCGACAAUGCGUUGGAUCCUCAAGCAGGAAAAUCGAAUCGGAAGGAACUCAUCCUCGAGGAUGACCCAGAGUUUGAACUCAAUCCUGACCUUCCGGCCUUUCACUUUGACGAUGAUGGCAAUUUAGUUAUCCCGCAAGGAAGCCAGUCCUCGAGGAGGACCUCUUCUCAACUUUCGCCUCUGCAACCGGACGGCUCGAUCUCCAGUUCCAACCGCUCCAUUUUCCAAGGAUUCGAUCUCUCGCAGUCACCAUUCGCCGGCGGAAACUCAAUCAUCGCAGUACCGUACGGGACAGGAACAAUGACUCCGGGAAAGGAAGAUGACGGCUUGAUGCCAUUCGGCGACGAGGAGCGCGAGCUGCAAGCACUCGACGACUGGGGUAUUGAAAUUGACGCUGACGGAAACAUCGUGCCGGCCAUGGAGGAACCUCAGCUACCCAGGCUUCCGCAUCUAGAAGAGAAGGAACAUGGAGAUUUUGUGCAUCAAGAUCAGUUUGUCCCCGUUGACGAUCAAGGCGACGUAUUCAUGGCAGGUGCCAACGUCCUCUACUCGGAUCCACCGCUUCCACUGCAGGGAGACGGUAAGCACAGAGAGGAGCAAGAACAGGAACAGCAACAAGAACAAGAGGGGCAGGAAGUUGCCGUGCUAGCUGAGAUCAGCUCCGGCCAGGCUCCAGUGCGCGUCCAGCGCAAACGGCGUCGUCCGAACUUGGCGCCUGACGAACAAACCAAAAUCUCGCGGCAAGAACUCAAGUCUUGGUCAACCAAUUAUCUUGCCAACGCCGAACAGGCAAGCCAGCCGCGUCAUGCAGUCACUGCUUCCGAAGCUCGCAAAAACGCCUUUAAUCUUGUAUUUGGCCACGGUAUUGCCGGUGUCGGUUUCCCUACCGGCGUCCCGGGUCUUUCGCAUCCUCUGGCGCCACAAUUUGCAGGCGAGGGAUUGACAGCGCGCCUUCUCGGCAUCAUCAUCACGCACCCGGACCGCGACAAUCGGGAAGUUCACCGCGGACGCCGCCGCUCAGCCCUGGAAGCCCUCGAGCUGGAGCAAGACGACAUCGAGCGCCGCGUCCGCCGCCGUCCCAGUAACGACGAAUCCUCCCAGGACCCCCAACAUGCUCAACCACAACUCUUCCAGGGCGAUGAUGCCCUCCUUUCCCUUCCCGGUGAUGACGAACUCCCGCCCAUCGAAGUAGGCAGACGUGCCGGCUCCGUCCUACCCGACCUCCCCUCCGACGUACCCUGGAAUCGUCCCUCGUCCCAAAUCCCCAGCUCGUCCGUCAAGGGAGCGGGCAGCAAGCCCCCCAGCAGGCAAGUCAGCGCGAGCCCCCUUCACGGGCGGGGCAGCCUCCUGAUCCCUGGCCCCGAAGUCGAGCGCUUCAGCGACAACCAGCCCUUCUUCGGCUCCGACGGUCCCGGCAGCGAAGGGUUCGCCCCGCUCCACUCGGGCCCAGCUGGCGGCAGCGGCUCUAUCCCGUCACACCCCCUACUCCCUGGUGGUGACGCCGACAUGCUGUCCACAUCCCAGGUCAUGCGCGCCGCGCUCGACCGCGAAGGGCGCAAUUUCCUGACCUACAUCGAAUCGGUCACCCGGACCAAGGGCUACUACCCCAGCGAGAAUGAAAACGACAGCAAGCGGUGGGUCGAGUUCGAGUCGCUCUUCGAGGCAGAGGACCAGAAGCGCGCCGUGGUGGCGCAGGCGUUCUACCACGUCCUGUCGCUGGCGACCAAGAGCGUCAUCAGGGUCACGCAGGACGGCCAGGGCAGCAACGAGCCGUUUGGAACCAUCCGGCUCGGAGUAGAAAUGCUGGUUGAGGGUGAAGAGGGCAUGGCGGAUCUGGAGGCAGACGAGGAGAUGCAUGAUGCCUGA